This is a messenger RNA of Vitrella brassicaformis, 1142 nucleotides long. The record is from the annotation of a GenBank genome assembly. NCBI's taxonomy places the organism in Eukaryota, Vitrellaceae.
GCUUGAUUGACGAGCAGUGCAUCGCAACAAAAUGACGACACAUCUCGCUCUAGUCAUCAACUGAUCCAACUCUCAGCCACAGUCUUCUUCUCUGCCUUUGUCUGUUCCCUCCCGCCCUUUGCCGCAUCUUCCCCUGUCCCAAUCUACACAUUUCGAAAGAGUCUGACUAGCGACGGUUUGUCAAUCGCCACGCCGCUCUUACCCCGCCUGCCCUCUCGUCCGACGGAACGAGGCCGCCGGAGGGAUCAUCGGCUGGAACAAGACAGCCACUCGCCGCAAUUGACUGAUGCAUCAUCGCUGCUCACGCCCACCCAAGAAGCUGCCAUUUGCCGACAAGAAGCUGGACAUAUGUACACAGAAAGCCAGCUUCCUUGACAAACUCACCAGCCCCUGCCACAAACACCACAGCUCUCUGGCUGCAAUUGACUCACUCAUCCCUGGCCCUCGCCCACCCAAGAAGCUGCCAUUUGCCGUGACCGCACAAGCAAACUCCCGACCACAGGGUGGGUGGGUGAGUGAGUACCUAUUCUCUAUGGGUGCUGUGUGUGUGUAAGACGAAUUCAUACACAUGUGUGUGAAUGUGCGCACACAGUGAUGGCACGCAGUUCGCACUGAUGGUUGGCGAAAAUACCUCCGACAAGGCGCUCGACGACCUCAAGUGGCUCAUGCGCAAGGAAAGCAUCAUGCAAGUACGAACCGACCGCCACGCACACGCUCGCGGAAUGGAUGGAAGAAUCAACAAGCGGUGUUCAUUCGUAUGCGCACGUGUGUGUAUCUAUCGUGUGCGCAGUGCAUGUAUGCGGCGCGCGGCAACAUCUGGAUUCCCAUGUACUUGGACAGUGAGAGUGACCAGCUGAUGCCCACCCGAUAUGAGGGCAUCGCCCUGACCGCAAACGAGGGGGAGGGCCCUCAGGCGAUCAUCAACUACAUCGUCGAUCGAUUAAAUUGCCCGAACAAGAAGGAGGACGACGGGUACCCCGGGCUGUUUCACGAGACGCCUGAGCUGCACAAGGCUAUGGAACGGCCCCUUCCUCCCAUUCGCUUGUACCCUCCGAGAGAUAAUAUUUAGCUAGCUACCUGGGCUCUGUCUAGCUGAGCUGCCUGGCGGCCUGGGCUGGGCUGGCUUCCUUCAUCGUACUUGC